This is a messenger RNA of Lathyrus oleraceus (garden pea), 5882 nucleotides long. RefSeq names its product DDT domain-containing protein PTM. The record is from RefSeq and is a predicted model, not a curated record. The coding region runs from base 237 to 5399 and encodes 1720 amino acids. Lineage: Eukaryota; Viridiplantae; Streptophyta; Magnoliopsida; Fabales; Fabaceae. The transcript has 9 exons.
GAGUUAAAAAGUACCGAAAUUUUAAAAAAAGAACAGGUGGAUUAAGCAAACUAAUCCAACCCGCUAAAUUUUACGUUUAAACGGGCUGACGACCCAAUCAUCUAACAGCCCUGGUCCGUCAAAAGCGCGCGCUCAUGUCUUUCAUCAUAAGAAGCUGCACAAUUUUCAAACCCUAGCUUUUUCUGCCAUCGAAUCCGCUGGAACCUCAGCAAACAAACCCUAACUUUUCACCUUCAAUGAAGCUUCCGCCAGAAACCAAAGCGAUGGAGCCACCACCGGUUCCAAAGCGGCGGGGUCGACCGCCGAAACAGAGAAGAACAGAGAAUGGAAAGGUAACCGAUGUUCCGAAGAAGCCUAAGCCAAUUGUAUUGAUUGGAAGGUACGUUUUGAAGCAGUUUCCGAAACGCGCUCGAAUUGGAAAAGUUGUAAGCUAUAAAAUUGGUUUAUAUAGGGUCGAGUUUGAAAACCGUGUUUCUGAGGAUUUGGAUAGUGGUGUUAUUCGGAAAAUUCUUUUGGAGGAUUGUGAUUUGGAUUUGGAUGAUGGUUUGAUUAAAAGGAAGAAGAAAUUGGAUGGAUUGUUGUCGCGUAAGAUUGAUGAGGCAAAGAAGAAGAAGAAGUCGUCUGAAUUGCGAGAGGAGAAUGACAAGGAACAAGAUGUAAUGGGAGAAGUAACGGACGAUUCCAUGGAUUUAUGUUCAAAGGCUGAAACUCGGCUUGAAUCGCCAAUGUUAGACUUGCCGCCGAAGUUGGAAUUACCGCCGUCUUCUCGAACUAUUGGUGUGCCGGAGAAUUAUGUUUCACACCUGUUUUCAGUUUAUGCAUUUCUAAGAUCAUUCAGCAUUAGAUUGUUUCUGAGUCCUUUUACUUUGGAUGACUUCGUUGGUGCUCUUAACUGUCGUGUCUCGAAUACUUUGCUUGAUGCUGUUCAUGUUUCUUUGUUGCGUGCUUUGAAACGUCAUCUGGAAAGUCUUUCAGCUGAGGGCUCCAAGAUUGCAUCAAAAUGCCUUAGGUACAGUGAUUGGAGCUUGCUUGAUGCAUUGACUUGGCCUGUUUUCUUAAUUCAAUAUGUAACAGUUAAUGGAUACACUAAGGGGUCUGAGUGGAAAGGAUUUUAUAAUGAGAUUUUAUGUGGCGAGUAUUAUUCAUUGCCUGCAAGUAGGAAGUUAAUGAUAUUGCAAAUUCUAUGUGAAGAGGUUUUGGAGUCUGAGGAGCUAAAAGCUGAAAUGAACAUGCGUGAAGAAUCAGAGGUCGGGAAGAAUUAUGAUGCUGAGGACAUUCCUCAUGCAGAAAAUGAACCGAAAGGAGUCCAUCGACGACAUGCCAAAACUGCUGAUUGCCAGGAUGAAGAAUCUCUGAAGUCUGUUUCAAAAUUAGAUGCUGUGAACUUACCUGGUAAUUCUGAGGACGAGGUUGACAAUAAUGGAGAUGAAUGUCGCCUCUGUGGCAUGGAUGGGACCUUGCUUUGUUGUGAUGGAUGUCCCGCUGUUUAUCAUUCAAGGUGUAUUGGUGUGAUGAAGAUGUAUAUACCAGAAGGGGAAUGGUAUUGUCCAGAGUGUAAAAUAAAUAUGACCGGGCCAACAAUUGCACGGGGAACAUCUCUUAAAGGGGCUGAAAUAUUUGGAAUGGAUUUGUACGGGCAACUAUUCAUGGGUACUUGCGACCACCUACUUGUGCUUAAUGACAGCAGCAGUGAAUUUUGUCUUAAAUACUACAAUCAGAUUGACAUUCCUGAAGUUAUCCGAGUGCUUUAUGCUUCCAUGCAACAUAGACAUGUAUACUCCAGUAUUUGCACAGCGGUGUUACAAUAUUGGAAUAUUUCAGAAAGCUUCUUACUCCCAUGUGUUCCAAACGGAGUACAUAUAAACUCAGAAUAUUCAAAGAUAGAUGAAGACACCUCUGCUGCAUUACUUCCUCAUGUGGUUGAAAAUGACCAUAAAGAUGUUAGUUUUGGUAAACCAGAAUACAGUCUAGCAUCUGUUGAUGGGAUUUGCAGUGAUAAUAUGGUCCCAUCUCUUGAUGCUUCGUUGGUCACCAGUAGUCCCACUCGUGAAACCAGUGACAAUACUAUAACUAAGGAGUCCCCUAGCACGAAUAUGAAACUUCAGAAGGAAACUGUGAUGAGUUCUGGUGUUUUUACUGUUAACCACCAGUCUGACACAAAUUGCCAAAAUCCUGAUAACAGAUCAAAUGCGGCUAUUCUUGCCAAGUGCUCCUCGGUAAGCAACCAAUUUAUUACUUAUGGGCAUGCAAAUGACAUGGGAUUGCCUAUGAAUUUGUCUUUGCAAACUAAAGGUGAUCAAACUGGUUUUGGAAAGGGCAAAGGAAAUAUAACUAAUGAUUUUGUAUAUAUGGGUUGCUCCUAUAAACCUCAGUCAUACAUUAAUUACUAUAUGCAUGGUGAUUUUGCUGCAUCUGCUGCUGCUAACUUGGCCAUUCUUUCUUCAGUGGAUUCUAGAUCAGAAGGUCACGUGACUGACUUGAGGAGAGCUACAUCUGAAAACACUAACUUGUUAGAAAAAGCAUUCUCAUUAACAGUUUCAUGCUUCGUUUGGCCAAGUUCUGACAAGAAGCUUGCGGAGGUUCCAAGAGAGAGGUGUGGCUGGUGCCUUUCUUGUAAAGCCCCUGCUUCAAGCAAGAAAGGAUGCAUGUUAAAUCAUGCUGCUAUAUGUGCUACCCAAAGUGCCGUGAGAAUCUUUUCGGGUCUUGCUCCUGUAAGGAGUGGAGAAGGAAUUGGCCCUACCAUUGCAACAUAUGUCAUAUAUAUGGAGGAAAGCUUACAUGGUUUAAUAGACGGGCCCUUUCUUAGUGGAAACUAUAGAAAGCAAUGGCGUGAACACAUGGAAAGGGCCACAUCAUUUAAUAGCAUAAAGCCCCUUUUACUUAAACUUGAAGAGAACAUUCGCUCAAUUGCUUUUUGUGGCGAAUGGUUGAAGCUGACUGAUGAGUGGUUGGUUGAAUCUCUUACAAUACAAAGUGCUACAUCUAUUCUUGGAACAACAGAGACCCGUGCAUCAUGCGAUAGAUGUAGAAAACAACCUAUCAAAUAUGCAGCUGGCCCUUGCCGUGAGAACUUUGGCUGGCGGAAUAGCAAAUUUACCAAAUCUGUGUUUCAGAAAGCUGCAUUGCCAAAAUACAUGGUCAGAAGAGCAGCUAGGCAAGGUGGUUCAAAGAAAAUUUUGAGUAUUAUCUAUCCUGAUUCUGGUGUCUCUGAAAUUCCUAAGAGAAGCCGACAGCUGAUUUGGAGAGCUGCCGUUCAAAUGAGUAGGAGUGCAUCACAACUUGCACUUCAGGUCCGUUAUCUGGAUUUGCAUAUCAGAUGGAUUGAUCUGAUUCGGCCAGAGUAUAACCUCCAGGAUGGAAAAGUUCAAGAUACUGAAGUUUCUGCUCUUAGAAAUGCAAAUAUUUGCGACAAAAAGCGAGAAGAGGGAAAAACAUCAUAUGAUAUAGAUUUUGGGAGCAAAAAGCAUAUUCCUUCUCGGGUAUUGAAGAAUGCUAAAAUUGUUCAAGGGCCAAAAGGAGAGAAGUACUGGUUUUCCGAAACACGCAUUCCUUUAUAUUUGAUAAAAGAGUAUGAAGUAAGCAAUGAAAAAAAGCUAUCAUAUGAAGAUAACUUGAAUAUUGCAUCUCAAUGGCACAAAAAGCGGUUGAAUGCUAUCUUCAUGGACAUAUUUUCUUACCUCACUCACAAGAGAGACAAUUUAGACAUGCCAUCAUGUUCUGUAUGUAAGCAGGGUGUUUUAUUUAGGAAUGCUCUCAAGUGCAGCGCAUGUCUAGGUUAUUGUCAUGAGGGCUGUUCAAUAAUUCCAGCUUUCCCGAUGUAUACAGACGCUGAGUUCUUGACCACAUGCAAACAAUGUUAUCACACCAGAUUACUUACUCAAAAAGAGAUUAAUAACAAAUCUCCAACCAGUCCCUUAUCGUUAAAAGGACAUGAACACAGCUCCUUGACAAUUUUGAAGGGACUAAAGCCUAAAUGUGAUAAUCAAAUACUGUUAUCUACCAGGGCAGAGGAUUGUCGAUCUGACAUUGAAAAAGUUGCUUCGUAUUCCUCUAUGGAAGCAAAAAGCAGUCGCAGAAAAUCUUGGGGUAUUAUAUGGAAAAAGAAUAACAGUGAAGAUACAGGCCUUGAUUUCAGGCUAAAAAAGAUAAUUCUGAAGCGGCGUACAAGCUUGCCUCAAUUGGAACCUGUUUGUCACUUGUGCCAAAUGCCAUAUAGGCCUGAUCUAAUGUAUAUCGGCUGUGAAACAUGUACCAGGUGGUAUCAUGCUGAAGCUCUUGAACUUGAAGAGUCCAAAAUAUUUUCUGUGCUUGGCUUCAAAUGUUGCAAGUGUCGCAAGAUAAAGUCACCUGCAUGUCCUUACUCACAGGCUUCCAAGAAAAAAGAUCCUGGAGCAGAUUCUGGUUCUGGAACACUAGCUGACACAAGAGCAAGUGAGCCUGAUACACCGAUCUUUCCUGCAGAGGAGGUUUGUAAACGCAGAACACUAGCUGACGCAAGAGCAAGUGAGCCUGAUACGCCGAUCUUUCCUGCAGAGGAGGUUUCUAAACACAGAACACUAGCUGACGUAAGAGCUAGUGAGCCUGAUACACCAAUCUUUCCUGCAGAGGAGGUUUCUAAACGCAGAACACUAGCUGACGCAAGAGCAAGUGAGCCUGAUACGCCGAUCUUUCUUGCAGAGGAGGUUUCUAAACGCAGAACACUAGCUGACGCAAGAGCAAGUGGGCUUGAUACCCCAAUCUUUCCUGCAGAGGAGGUUUCUAAAAAAGAGAACAAUCCUCUGUCAUUUUCUCUUUCAAAUGUCGAACUGAUUGCAGAACCCAACUUUGAGGUAGAUGCAGGAAUUGAAUCUAACCUCGUCUCUGGGUCAGUCCUUCAGAAAAUGCCAACAAGAAGCCAUUUUAAACCUGAGGGGGACAGUAAUGGCUCUUUUGGAGGUCAAAUUCCACAUGCUGGAAUUUCGGAUGAAAUGGAUAAUCUGCCUGCAGAAGUUUUCCCACCUUUUGUAGAACAGGACUCUCUCUCUGCUCACUACAAUUUUCUGAAUUACUCUGAAAUUGAAGCCAAUGAAUACACUGAGUUUGAAACCGAGUCUGAACUUAUGGACAUAGACUUUGAGGAAGCUUAUGCACCUGGUGACUUGUCAGGAAUUGCCGAUUCUUGUACACUAGAUGUUCCUGAAGAACUUGCAUCUACUAGUUUAAAUAACAACCAGGGACCUACAAUUUCAUCAAAUCGAAAUGUUCAUAGUUGUGCAGAAUGUUCACAAACGGAACCAGCCCCAGAUCUCAAUUGUGAGGAUUGUCCGAUGAGGAUUCACAAAAAGUGUUCACGCUGGAUUGAAUCAUCAUCUAUGCUUGAAGAAGAAUGGAAGUGUGGUAAUUGCAGGAAUUGGUCGUAGCUGAAUUAGUUAUCAUUUCAACGAACAAUCCAUAUGUCUCAAGAAUAUGGGUAUGAAUUAGUUCAGGUAUAAACGAGUUGAAUCCGUUGCAGUGGAACUUGUGCCAAAUGUAUUGCGAGCAUGCAAUGUUAACUAGAAUGCAAGGUUUUGUGAUUUUUCUUGUCGGAGAUCAUCGCAGCUUCCCCAGCAGACCCAAUUUUUGUUAGUGAUUUUACUUUCAACAGUUUUGAGUUCGGUUGAAUGCUGGGCAUAUCAACUGAAUUAUACUCCCUAGUUUCUUUUAGGAUUCCCCAGCAGACCCAAUUGUUUGAUUUUCAGAAAUUUGUUCCUUGGGAGAUAAGCAGUUUUAUGGAGCUUAUCUGAUAGUAUUUUUUUUGCACAAAUUAAUAAUGUUCAAUAAUAUUUGUUUAGGGUGAAUGUUUGGUAUUCACAUUUAUUAUUUUUUGACAAAGAUAAUGUUAAUAAUUGGAUAAUUCCCAUUUA